AUGACGACGCUGGAGGCGAGCUCUAACGAACGCCGCGCCGGCGCCGCUGAAACGAUUUCUGAACAGCUCCUCGUUGAGGAACUGGUGUCGUCGGAGUCCGAGGGCGACAACGUUCGCUCGGUUGACAUACAAGCCAUUGCGCGUCGAGUGCAGCGAGCGAAUAGGACUCUGUCCGCUGAAACCGCGGCCACGAUCAGUGGAGAGCAGGAAGAGAAACUUGCCCUCGCUGCAGUGCAUCUUUGGCGGGCAAAGAUGCACGUGCGGCUUUCAAAUCUUUACUCGGAGAAGGCCUGGGAUAGCAAAAAGUUUCCACGUAAAUUUUAUUUGAAGUACAGGGGCUUCGGACCGACACAUCAGCGUAGCGACUUGGUUGAAUUUAGAAAGCUCUACUUGCGGUGUGCGUUAUCCAGCUCCGAGCGUGCCGUUGAAUUGGCACCGUUCUCCUACGAAUGCGUGAUGUUGAAGGCAUGCAUAUUGUGUCUACUCAUUAGUUUCGGAGGAUAUAUGCGCGACAUUUACUGCGAGAAAGCGUUGACGAGUUGCCGGCGAGCAAUGUCGCUGCACCGCAUGCCGCAAAUUGCCGACAACAGAGAAAGAGCCAUCCUGUACAACUCUACGCAAGAUAGAACGAGCGCGCAGGCGACGGAAUCAAGCCGAUCGGAUGCACGUAUGGCGUCCUUGUGGAAUAUGGCCAUUUUCGCCGCUCACACAGUCGCGACGAAACGAGGGUCUUGGGAUGCGGAUACGUUGUGGGCUGACAGACAAAAUUCACUCGGUUCAGGCACAUCGUGUGAGCUGCCAUCAGGCGAUUUACCGACGAGCUCGCUCGAAGAACUCGUUUCAUGGAACAUGUGGGGUAAUAAUUGGACUGGUUUGGGAGAGAAUAGCACGCUGCAGGAUGUACUCGCUGACUGCAAGGAAUAG
This is a messenger RNA of Ostreococcus lucimarinus CCE9901, 924 nucleotides long. RefSeq lists its product with no specific name. The transcript has a single exon. Bases 1 to 924 code for a protein of 307 amino acids. Lineage: Eukaryota; Viridiplantae; Chlorophyta; Mamiellophyceae; Mamiellales; Bathycoccaceae. The record is from RefSeq and is a predicted model, not a curated record.